Messenger RNA from Papaver somniferum (opium poppy), 1101 nucleotides. RefSeq names its product serine/threonine-protein kinase fray2-like. Gene Ontology annotation, biological process: protein phosphorylation. The record is from RefSeq and is a predicted model, not a curated record. NCBI's taxonomy places the organism in Eukaryota, Viridiplantae, Streptophyta, Magnoliopsida, Ranunculales, Papaveraceae. Gene Ontology annotation, molecular function: ATP binding; protein kinase activity; protein serine/threonine kinase activator activity. The coding region runs from base 1 to 1101 and encodes 366 amino acids. The transcript has a single exon.
AUGGAAAAGCAUCAGAAGUACCCUUUAGGAGCGGAGCAUUACAAUCUGUUUGAAGAAAUAGGUAGCGGAGCUACUGCAACAAUUUAUCGUGCAGUUUGUAUUCCAACACAAGAAACUGUUGCAAUCAAAGUGUUGGAUUUCGAAAAGGAGAACACUGAAUUGUGUAAAAUCGCUCAUGAAGCACAGACCAUGACUUUGAUGGAUCAGCCAAAUCUCUUGAAGGCUCACUGUUCGUUCGUCACAGAUCAUUAUCUGUGGGUUGUUAUGCCAUUCAUGGCUGCUUCAUGUCAACAUAUCAUGAAUACAGCUUUUCCAGAUGGAUUCGAAGAGGCUGUGAUCGCUACGAUUUUACGUGAAGUUUUGAAAGGAUUAGUGAACAUACACCAGCAUGGGGACAUACAUCGAGAUGUGAAGGCAGGCAAUAUUUUAAUGGAUUCACGCGGUGCAAUAAAGCUUUGUGAUUUUGGUGCUUCCGCAAGCCUUUUUGAUGAGGGGAAGAGGCUACAUGGAAGAAACACUUUUACGGGAACUUUCUGCUGGAUGGCACCUGAGGUUAUGGAGGAAGAAGAAUACGACUUUAAGGCUGACAUCUGGUCUUUUGGUAUAACAGCGUUGGAACUUGCUCAUGGGCAUGCCCCGUACUCUGAAUUUCCUUCGAUGAAGAUUCUUAUGAAGAUUAUACGAGAUGCACCGCCUAGUCUUGAUCAUAGCGAAAAGGACAAGAAGUUCUCAAAGUCUUUCCGAAAAAUGAUCGAGAAGUGUUUGGUGAAAGACCCUCGUAAGCGUCUUUCAGCACAAGAAUUAUUAAAGCAUCCCUUCUUCAAGAAAGCUCGGUCCAGUGAGUAUAUUACACGCACACUGCUGAAAGAGCUACCUAGUCUGGGGCAUUCCACUAAAGAAUCAAAGAUAAAACAGGACAUGGUUAUACAGAAGAAAUUGGCAGAAGUGGAAAGGGGAGAUAUAGGACGGUACAAAAAAGGGUUCAGCGGUUGGAAUUUCGACGUUGAAGCUAUAAAGACACAGGCUUCACAGCUUCCGGAUGAUGGAGAAUUGACCCCUCUGCUCGAGUGGCUGAUUGAAUACAGAUACAGUGUAUUUUAA